Syngnathoides biaculeatus (alligator pipefish) is the source of this 2456-nucleotide messenger RNA. RefSeq names its product nuclear receptor subfamily 2, group C, member 1 (gene nr2c1). Gene Ontology annotation, molecular function: nuclear receptor activity; RNA polymerase II cis-regulatory region sequence-specific DNA binding; zinc ion binding. Gene Ontology annotation, biological process: cell differentiation; anatomical structure development; negative regulation of transcription by RNA polymerase II. Lineage: Eukaryota; Metazoa; Chordata; Actinopteri; Syngnathiformes; Syngnathidae. The record is from RefSeq and is a predicted model, not a curated record. The transcript has 14 exons. The coding region runs from base 369 to 2204 and encodes 611 amino acids.
CAUGCGCAUGUUUAUCGUCAAUGGAAAAAAAAAAAGGUCACGAACUCUGACCCUUUGACCAAGAGCUGCAAAACAAACAAACAAACAAAAAAGCAACAAAACAUUUUUUAAGAGGGGGAUAGCAAAGAAUAUAUUUCAAAUAGCGGCUUGUGUCCAAGUAAAAUAAUCUAAUUUGUGAGUCUUGAGGAGUCUCGGUUAUUCCGGUUCCAUCCGAGGGGCGGGAGCGCUUGGAAACAACCCGGCUGCCAUUGGCUUCCUCCUAACUUACAGCUAACAGCUAGCACGUUAGCACGACGCCAAGUGUGGCGACCAGAUGGAGCACUGAGGCGGGGCGCAGCGGGAAGUCGACGUGUGCCGGCGGCUUGAGUAUGGAUGGGCAGACUCAGAGGAUACAGCUUGUGUCAGCAGAUAGCACCAUGUCAAUGGGACACCGAAUUCAGGUUGUGACCGACCCGCAGACUGGCCAGAAGAUCCAGAUCGUCACAGCGCUGGAGCCGGCGUCUCCCGUCAAGCAGCAGUUCAUCCUGGCCAAUGCCGACUAUUCCUCCGGCGGGAAGGUGAUCCUGGCCAAGCGGGACGGCUCCCCCAACAAGGUCAUCCUCGCCACCCCGGACAGCUCGGGGGCUAACCGGCUGCUCUUUGCCUCUCCUGAUCUGUCUGGGUCGCAGAUUCAGUUUGUAACCGAAGGCUCAGACCAGUCUUUUCCCAAGCCCAUCGUUGAGUACUGCGUUGUCUGCGGAGACAAGGCCUCAGGACGCCAUUAUGGAGCCGUCAGCUGUGAGGGCUGCAAGGGCUUCUUCAAACGCAGCAUCAGAAAGAACCUGGUGUACACGUGCAGGGGCUCCGGCGAGUGCGCCAUCAACAAAAUCCACCGAAACCGCUGCCAGUACUGUCGACUGCAGCGUUGCAUCGCAGUGGGCAUGAAACAAGAUUCUGUGCAGUGCGAAAGGAAACCAAUGGACGUCCCCACCAGGGAGAAGUCUGUCAACUGUGCGGCCUCCACAGAGAAGAUCUACAUCCGCAAGAAUCUGUGUAGUCCGCUCGCCGCCACGCCCACCUUUGUGUCAGACAAGGAGACUUCCAGGUCGACGCAUUUGCUGGAGUCGAGCAUGUUGCUCAACAUCCAGCAACCCUUCCCCAAGCUAGAAAACACCAUCUUGAUCCCAGCGUCACCGGAAAAGCACGACGACCCUUCGCAAGGGGACCUCGGCACCCUGGCCAACGUGGUGACCUCCCUCGCGCACCUCAACAAGGCGAUAGAGGUCAGCGACGGUGGCGGCGAGCUGGUCGGCGUGGAAACGCUCAGCAACGGCGACAGCUCCAUGACGGACAUGCAGGAAGACGAGCAAAGCGACAUCAGUAGAGCCUUUGACACGCUGGCCAAAGUUCUGCACUCGGGCGACGGCUCGUCGGUGACCGACCUGGAGGCCACCAUGCAGCUGAUGUCGGGGGACCAGUCGGGCCCGGUGAUGGAGCUGGAGGGUUCGCUGCUCUCCGAUAGCCAUUUUCCUUUCAAACUGAUGAUGCCCGUGCCCGUGCCCGAGUACCUCAACGUCAACUACAUCUGCGAGUCGGCCUCGCGCCUCCUCUUUCUCUCGAUGCACUGGGCGCGCUCCAUACCUGCCUUCCAAGCCUUAGGCAGCGGUCAGGAGGAAAACGACAUCAACCUGAUGAAAGCGUGCUGGAACGAGCUGUUUGCUUUGGGUCUGGCGCAGUGUUCCAACGUGAUGAACGUCGGAACCAUCUUGAGUGCCAUCAUCGGCCAUCUGCAGACCAGCCUGCAGGAAGAGAAGCUUUCCCAAGACCGGGUCAAGCUCGUGAUGGAGCACAUCUGGAGGCUGCAGGAGUUCUGCAACAGCAUGACCAAGUUGUCCCCGGACGCUUACGAAUACGCCUUCCUCAAAGCCAUCGUUCUCUUCAGUCCCGAUCACCCGGGAAUCGAUAAUACGCUGCAGAUUGAGAGGUUCCAGGAAAAGGCCUACGUUGAGCUGCAGGACUACGUCACUCGGGCAUAUCCAGACGAUUCUUACCGGCUGUCCAAGCUGCUCCUGCGGCUCCCGGCGCUGCGUCUGAUCAGCGCCGCCGUCACCGAGGAGCUUUUCUUCGCCGGCCUCAUCGGCAACGUGCAGAUCGACAGCAUCAUCCCGUACAUCCUCAAAAUGGACUCCACCGACUACAACAGCCAGUCACUCCCCGUGGUCUGACGCCUUCCCCCGACCCCACCCGGAGACUUCCCUCUUUAGCGUUUCGAAAUUCUGGAGCGUUCCAGCCGGCCUCCGGCCACCACGUGGUCACCGCGUCGUCUUAUUUAUGUGGACCCUCCCGAAAUGGCUCAGAGCCUUUCCAAGGUAAGAAGAGUCCGCUUGGGUGUAAAAGUGGCAGGCGCAAUCAGGACUGAACCAUUCUUAUUGUAGAGUGCGCCUUUUACUGUACAUAAACUAGGAUUUUAUGCGUCA